AUGGACAGUAGCUGCCACAACGCGACCACCAAAAUGUUAGCGACUGCUUCAACCCGGGGCAACGUGAUGAGCACAUCCAAACCCUUGGCUUUCUCCAUCGAACGAAUUAUGGCGCGCACCCCCGAGCCCAAGGCCCUGCCUGUCCCUCACUUCCUGCAGGGAACCGUGCCCAAGGGGGACCCCAAGCACUCUCUGCAUAUCAACUCGUCGAUCCCCUGCAUGAUCCCCUUUGUGCCUGUGGCAUACGACACGAGCUCCAAGACAGGAGUGACCGGCUCAGAGCCGAGGAAGGCGAAUCUGGAGGCCCCGGCGGCGCCCGCGGUGGCGCCCUCAGCACCAGCGUUCAGCUGCAGCGACCUGCUCAACUGCGCUCUGAGUCUGAAGGGCGACCUGGCCCGCGACGCACUACCGCUGCAGCAGUACAAGCUGGUAAGGCCGCGUGUGGUCAACCACUCUUCCUUCCACGCCAUGGGCGCCCUGUGCUACCUGAACAGAGGUGAUGGCCCGUGCCACCCGGCAGCCGGCGUGAACAUCCACCCGGUGGCCUCCUACUUUCUCAGUUCCCCUUUGCACCCGCAGCCAAAAACAUAUUUAGCCGAAAGAAAUAAACUGGUGGUCCCGGCGGUGGAGAAGUAUCCUUCCGGAGUAGCUUUCAAGGACCUGUCCCAGGCUCAGCUGCAGCAUUACAUGAAAGAAAGCGCCCAGCUUCUGUCAGAAAAAAUUGCGUUCAAAGCCUCAGAUUUCAGCCGAGGAUCUCCUAAUGCCAAGCCCAAAGUUUUCACUUGUGAAGUGUGCGGAAAGGUCUUUAACGCGCACUAUAACUUAACCCGUCACAUGCCGGUGCACACAGGAGCCAGACCCUUCGUUUGCAAAGUGUGUGGAAAGGGCUUCCGACAAGCCAGCACCUUGUGCAGGCACAAGAUCAUUCACACGCAGGAAAAACCUCACAAAUGCAACCAGUGUGGUAAAGCAUUUAAUAGAAGUUCCACUUUAAACACGCAUACCCGAAUACACGCUGGCUACAAACCGUUUGUGUGUGAAUUCUGUGGCAAAGGAUUUCAUCAAAAAGGGAAUUACAAAAACCACAAGUUGACCCACAGCGGGGAGAAGCAGUUCAAGUGCAAUAUCUGUAACAAGGCUUUCCACCAGGUUUACAAUCUCACCUUCCACAUGCACACCCAUAACGAUAAGAAGCCUUUCACCUGCCCCACGUGCGGCAAGGGCUUUUGCAGGAACUUUGACCUCAAGAAGCACGUCCGCAAGUUGCACGACAGCAGCCUGGGGUUGGCCCGCGCGUCCGCUGGAGAGCCCGGCAGCGACCCGCCUCCGCCCCCGCUACAGCAGCAGCAGCCCCCAGCGACUCUGCCACCUCUGCAGCCUCCGCUGCCGCCCCCUGGGUCUCUGCAGCCCGGGCUUCACCAGGGCCACCAGUGA
Sciurus carolinensis (gray squirrel) is the source of this 1434-nucleotide messenger RNA. It is a transcript of the gene Fezf1, whose product is annotated as FEZ family zinc finger 1. The coding region runs from base 1 to 1434 and encodes 477 amino acids. The record is from RefSeq and is a predicted model, not a curated record. NCBI's taxonomy places the organism in Eukaryota, Metazoa, Chordata, Mammalia, Rodentia, Sciuridae. The transcript is spliced from 4 exons. Gene Ontology annotation, cellular component: nucleus.